AUGGAUAGAAGAAAAUUAGUUGUGAUUCAAUCUUUUUGUUGGGGCUUUAUGUUUAUCUUUUUUAUGUACAUGUAUGUAGCGUGGCAAAGGAAAAAUGAAAGACGUGUUAGGAAUAGAAUAACUAGGAAUACCGACUUGCGUACAUCUUUUAUAGAUAGUUUGUUGGACAAUGAUGUCACUUGUAUUAGUCAAUUGAGGAUGGAUAGGAGAACAUUUGUUAUUUUAUGUCGGUUAUUACGCCAAGAUGGAUAUGUGAAAAGAGAUGGUACUGUUACAUUGGAAGAGCAAGUGUGCAUAUUUUUGCACAUAAUUGCUCAUCAUACAAAAAACCGUACAAUUAUCAGUCGAUUCUAUAGAUCAGGGGAGACAAUUAGUAGAUAUUUCAAUUCAGUAUUGAAUGGGGUGUUGCGCUUACAUUCCAUUUUGUUGAGGCAUCCUGAACCUGUGUCAGAUAAUUGCUCGGAUGAUAGAUGGAAAAUGUUUAAGAAUUGUUUGGGAGCAUUAGAUGGAACUUAUAUUAAGGUGAAAGUACCUGAAAUCGAUAAGCCAAGAUAUCGAACAAGAAAGGGUGAGAUCGCAACAAAUGUCUUAGGUGUAUGUAACCCGAAUAUGGAAUUUAUAUUUGUAUUACCGGGUUGGGAAGGCUCCGCUUCAGAUUCCAGAGUACUUAGAGAUGCAAUAAGUAGGCCAAAUGGACUAAGAGUACCAACCGGUAAGACCAAUCCUUAA
Messenger RNA from Ziziphus jujuba (common jujube), 729 nucleotides. RefSeq names its product protein ALP1-like. The transcript has 2 exons. NCBI's taxonomy places the organism in Eukaryota, Viridiplantae, Streptophyta, Magnoliopsida, Rosales, Rhamnaceae. The record is from RefSeq and is a predicted model, not a curated record. The coding region runs from base 1 to 729 and encodes 242 amino acids.